UUGUCUCUUCGUUCUCGCUUUCGCCGAAGAAAUGGCCGCUCUCCGCUCCUCUCCCCUCGCCCUCCGCCCCGCCGCCGCCGCCCCUUCUUCCUCCGCUGUCCGUGUUUCCUGCUUCCUACGACGAUUUCCCUCUACCGUCCCCCGACGCCUUAGGAUCAUCCUGCCUUCCCGCCGCCGCCACGGCGGCGGCGCCCUCGGUGCCGUGAUGGCGGACUCCGCCGCUUCGAGCUACGCGAACGCUCUCGCCGAAGCCGCGAAGUCUAACGGAUCCCUCGAGCAGACGGCCGCCGACAUCGAGAAGGUGGAGAAGGCGUUCGUCGACCCUGCCGUCCAAUCCUUCUUCUCCAACCCCACCAUCUCGGCGGAGCGGAAAGCCGAGGUAGUGAAGGAGAUCGCCUCCUCCCUCAAGCUCCUCCCCUACACCGCCAACUUCCUCAACAUCCUCGUCGACAUGCGACGGAUCGACAUCCUCAGCGAGAUCAUCAAGGAGUUCGAGCUGCAAUACAACAAGAUCACCAACACGGAGGUCGCCGUCGUGACUUCGGUGGUGACCUUGGAGGCCCAGGACCUCGCCCAGAUCGCGAAGGUGGUGCAGCGGCUCACCGGCGCCAACAACGUGCGGAUCAAGACGGCGCUCGAUCCUUCCCUCAUCGCCGGAUUCACGAUUCGGUUCGGCGCAACCGGGUCCAAGUUCGUCGACAUGAGCGUCAAGAAGCAGCUCGAUGAGAUCGCUUCGAAGCUUGAUUUCUCCGCCGUUACCUUCUAAUUGACUGGUGGCAAUCCUCUUCCUGCUUCUGUUCCUUGUGCACCAAGUUUUCGUUGAAUCUUUGUGGAAGAUGGCCUUUUGGCGGUCAGGUAACUCUGGCUUUCUGAAUUCCUCAUCGAGUCUGCUCCUUUUGCAUUCAUCUUCCCCAUUUCUACUUUGUGUAGGUAAUAACAUAUAUGAUGUUGAAUGAUCGUAAUGGUUCUCUUCA
Messenger RNA from Zingiber officinale, 974 nucleotides. RefSeq names its product ATP synthase delta chain, chloroplastic-like. The record is from RefSeq and is a predicted model, not a curated record. Gene Ontology annotation, molecular function: proton-transporting ATP synthase activity, rotational mechanism. The coding region runs from base 32 to 766 and encodes 244 amino acids. NCBI's taxonomy places the organism in Eukaryota, Viridiplantae, Streptophyta, Magnoliopsida, Zingiberales, Zingiberaceae. The transcript has a single exon. Gene Ontology annotation, biological process: photosynthetic electron transport in photosystem I; photosynthetic electron transport in photosystem II; proton motive force-driven ATP synthesis. Gene Ontology annotation, cellular component: chloroplast thylakoid membrane.